This is a messenger RNA of Mollisia scopiformis, 713 nucleotides long. RefSeq lists its product as uncharacterized. The record is from RefSeq and is a predicted model, not a curated record. Bases 80 to 520 code for a protein of 146 amino acids. The transcript has a single exon. Lineage: Eukaryota; Fungi; Ascomycota; Leotiomycetes; Helotiales; Mollisiaceae.
CCCUCUUCCAACUUCUCUCCUCAACCCCCUCGAACACCACACGUGACACGCUGCCCACUUGCGCUAUUCAGCUUGAAACAUGUAUACCUCCAUCUGCCUUCCAUUCUUUUCACUUUUUUUUACACUUGCGACCGCUCAAAACUUGGGACAUCCUUCCAAUGGAGAACUUCCACUACGCCCCAUAUCAUUCUCCUCACCUUCUCAACAUCCCAUCUUACAACCACCCAACGAUCUCUCACCCAGCAGUGGGAUAAUCAACGUGCCCUUUUGUACUCUCGAUGAGCCGAUCCGGGCAAUCCCCGUCACCUUCUCCAUCUCAUCACAAGUCUGUGGGCCUCUGCUUCCGAACAUCCCAUAUAUAAUCGCAGACCUCUCUGAACGGCUUCUUGAGGAACACAUCAACGGAAUCUCGUUCCUGUCCUCGACUGAUGCGCAAACGCUUUCGCCUCCAAUCUAUCUUGGAGCUAACAUUACGGAGCAACUCUAUCGCUUAAGUUCUCACCCCUCGAGGCUGGUGUGAGUGGUAUAGGGAACCCAAGAUGGCGGUGGGUUGUAGGACUGUUAGAGAAGAGCAUAUUGCAGUUGGAUAGAGAAGCGAAGAAGAGGGCUGGUACGGGUUUGGGGAGUGUGUUGAUGCUUGAGACUGAGCUGGAGCAGAUCCAAGUGCUUGCUGAGUGGAUGAUAUGGAGAGUUGUUGACGGACUAGAAGUCAU